Selaginella moellendorffii is the source of this 2473-nucleotide messenger RNA. Its product is annotated as protein STRUBBELIG-RECEPTOR FAMILY 8. NCBI's taxonomy places the organism in Eukaryota, Viridiplantae, Streptophyta, Lycopodiopsida, Selaginellales, Selaginellaceae. The coding region runs from base 217 to 2328 and encodes 703 amino acids. Gene Ontology annotation, molecular function: ATP binding; protein kinase activity; protein binding. The record is from RefSeq and is a predicted model, not a curated record. The transcript is spliced from 18 exons. Gene Ontology annotation, biological process: protein phosphorylation.
AGCAACCAUUUGCUCGUAGUUUCGAGAUUAAUAGCUAGUUAAGAUUGGGGCUGAGGCUCCUGCGAGAGCUCCAGGGCAUCAGCAUUUAGUUCUUGCUUGCACGGUAGGGUAGCGAGAGCUGCGCGACGAGCCCGGCGAUUGGCCAGGGUAGCCGUGGAAUGAAGCGCACAGCGAUCGAAAUCCCGUCAUCGCGAGGCGCCGCUACCAGACACCACGAUGGCUCGGUCUGCUCUCUUUCGUCUGGCGCUCCUCAUGCAAGUGGCCUGGACAGUUCGUGCGAUCACAGAGAUUGGCGAUGUUAAUGGGCUUAAGAUCCUCUAUGGAAGCUGGAAUUCUCCGCGGCUAUCUGGGUGGAACUCUGGGCCCGGUGGUGAUCCAUGCGGCGAAUCAUGGCAAGGAGUGCUAUGUACGGGUCCUCGGGUUACCUCAAUCAAGCUUCCCGGUCAGAAUUUGGGAGGGUCCUUGGGAUACGCGUUGGAUCAGCUCCGGAACCUCAAGAUACUGGAUUUGAGCAACAAUCAACUCAGUCAAGCGAUCCCGUACCAGCUUCCGCCACAACUACAAGAGAUGUACUUGUCUAACAACCAGUUGACUGGUCUUCCAUACUCUCUGAAAGAUUUGUGGUCUCUAACGAAAAUAGACGUGAGCCACAACCAGUUAAUUGGUACAAUUCCUGAUGUCUUUCAAAACUUCUCCAACUUGAAUCUUCUAGACGUGUCCUUUAAUCAACUUACUGGCUCGCUUCCUUCCUCAUUUGCGGGUUUGAUUAGCAUAUCCGUUAUGCACGUCCAGAACAAUAAACUCAGCGGGGAUAUUAACGUACUGUCUGAUUUGCCUCUUGCUGACUUAAACGUUGAAAAUAAUCAGUUUAAUGGAUGGGUUCCAAGCUCACUUCGAUCUAUUCCCAACUUAAGGGACGGUGGGAACAAUUUUAGUACUUCGCCGGCUCCCCCUCCACCUCCUUUCACGCCUCCUCCACCUCCACCACGAGCACAAGCUGGAGGAAAAAGUCCUGGGACCAAGUCUUCAUCGAGGCAGUCUAAAGAAGCUGAAAGUGGCGGUUUGUCACAAGGAAAAAUGGCUGGUAUAAUUGUUGCAUUGGUAUUGGCUGCUGUUAUCGCUGGCCUUGUCGCUGUAUGCUACAUGCGUAAGAGAAAACGAAAACCGGACCUGGAAAAGAAAAUGGAGAGCUCAUGGCUAACUCCUCAUAAUGCUCCUGCUAAAGUGAAAGAGCUUAAAAUGGAACAGAAAACAAGACUUUCUCCUCCCGAAAAAGUCUUAAAGCCACCACCGCUAAAGACUCCGGCUGCUGAGCGUAGUCCUAUAAAACACAAAAAUUCGAAAGCGUCGGUUGCUGCAACUUCUUACUCCGUCGCCGAUCUUCAGGCUGCCACAAACAGCUUUGCGCAAGAAAAUCUUUUGGGUGAAGGUUCUUUGGGAAGAGUCUAUCGUGCAGAGCUUCAAAAUGGCACGCCGUUAGCUGUCAAGAAGCUCGACGCAUCAGGAUCCACGGUACAAACAAAUGAAGAGUUUCUUGCAUUUGUUUCUACCAUUGCUCGUCUGCGGCACACAAAUGUUACAGAGCUUGUCGGAUACUGUGCAGAGCAUGGACAACGGCUGCUCGUGUAUGAGUAUUUCAACAGAGGAACACUUCAUGAGAUGUUGCACGUUCUUGAUGAGACGAGUAAACGGCUAUCAUGGAAUCAACGAGUCAAAAUUGCGUUAGGAGCUGCGCGAGCACUUGAGUAUUUGCACGAGGUAUGUUCGCCAGCGGUUGUGCAUCGCAAUUUUAAGUCCGCCAACAUUCUACUCGACGAUGAUAUGAGUCCACAUUUAACUGACUGUGGGCUUGCAGCUUUGAGUUCCACGUCGUCCGAUCGACAGGUUGCGGCACAAAUGCUGGGUUCCUUUGGCUACAGUGCUCCGGAGUUUGCAAUGUCUGGUGUUUAUACCGUUAAAAGCGAUGUGUACAGUUUUGGAGUGGUGAUGCUGGAGCUACUGACAGGGCGUAAGCCUCUGGACAGUUCAAGAGCGCGCUCGGAGCAGUCGCUGGUGAGAUGGGCCACACCUCAACUCCACGAUAUUGAUGCGCUGUCUAAAAUGGUGGACCCUGCGUUGAAAGGCAUCUAUCCAGCCAAGUCUUUGUCUCGCUUCGCAGACGUUAUCUCGUCGUGUGUUCAGCCUGAGCCCGAGUUUAGGCCUCCAAUGUCCGAGGUUGUCCAGUCUCUAGUCCGGUUGAUGCAACGGGCCAGCCUCAGCAAACGGAGCUCGGGCGAUGAGCUUGGUGGUUCUCAAAGAAGCAUGCACGACCCGCCUUCAGACUACUGAUAAAAGAGCCUCAGGAUGAAACUCUAUAAGAAUAACACUGUGAGGCUCGAGAAUUUUGGAGACAGUAGUGUAAGAAUGCGGCCUCCUCUAGUUACGAUUUGUAUAUAUAAGGUAAUGUGGAUCAAUUUGAAGUAUGUUUCUGGUA